CAAUACAUUUUUCCGUUUGUGUAGAUCCCCUGUUUGAUUCUUCUUCUUCUCUUUCCCUUCGAUCUUCAACCCCGACCAAAGCCAUGGCCGCCACCACCGCCGCCACCGUCACGGCUGCCGGCACCCAGCACGUCCUCCUCCGCCCUUCCUUCAACCCCAACCCCCUCAGAUCGGUCAUUAUCCCUCGUUCCCCUUUCAAAAUCCCCAGCCUCUCCAUCUCUUGCACCGCCGUGCGCUCCCCUCCGGCCUCUAUUGCCACCAAAGAUCGCCUCUUUAACUUCGCCGCCGGCCCCGCCACCUUGCCGGAAUCCGUCAUCCUCAAAGCUCAGGCUGAUCUCUUCAACUACCAAGGCUGCGGCAUGAGCGUCAUGGAGAUGAGCCACCGUGGCAAGGACUUCGACUUCAUCAUCAAGAAAGCCGAGUCCGAUCUCCGUUCCCUCCUCUCCAUCUCCUCCGACUACGCCGUCAUCUUCCUCCAAGGGGGCGCCACCACCCUAUUCGCUGCUCUCCCUUUGAAUCUCUGCUCCCCUGAUGACUCUGCCGACUACGUUGUCACCGGAUCUUGGAGCGACAAGGCUUGUAAAGAAGCUCAGAAAUUUUGCAAAGCCAAGACCAUCUGGUCUGGCAAGCCGGAUAAGUACACAAAGAUCCCAUCUUUUGAUUCUUUGGAGCAAAAUUCUAAUGCCAAAUACCUCCAUAUCUGCUCUAAUGAGACCAUUCAUGGAGUGGAAUUCAAGGAUUAUCCAACUCCAUUGAAUGAAAACUCUAUUUUGGUGGCUGAUAUGUCCUCCAAUUUCUGUUCAAAGCCUGUGGAUGUCUCCAAGUUUGGAGUGAUCUAUGCUGGUGCACAGAAGAAUGUUGGACCUUCAGGUGUGACUAUUGCUAUCGUUAGGAAAGAUCUCAUGGGGAGUUCUCAGCCAAUCACACCAGUGAUGCUGGAUUUCAAGACUCAAGCUGAUAAUGCAUCACUGUAUAAUACUCCGCCGUGUUUUGCUAUCUAUAUUUGUGGAUUAGUGUUUGAGGAUUUGCUUCAACAGGGUGGCUUGGUUGAGGUUGAGAAGAAGAAUGUGAAAAAGGCUUCUAUCCUGUAUGAUGCCAUUGAUGGUAGUGAUGGUUUUUAUGUUUGUCCAGUUGAAAAAUCGGUUCGGUCCAUGAUGAAUGUGCCAUUUACAUUGAAAAAAUCUGAGCUUGAGAAGAAGUUCAUUGAGGAGGCUUCUUUGGAGGGGAUGGUGCAACUUAAGGGACAUAGAUCUGUCGGUGGUGUUCGUGCUUCAAUAUAUAAUGCAAUGCCUUUGGCUGGUGUGGAGAAGCUGGUUGCUUUCAUGAUGGACUUCCAGGCCAGGCAUCCUUGAUUUGGAUGUAUUUCUAAGUGAGUUCAAUUCUGGUUUUUGUUGAUUUCUAUAGCUAGUGUUUCUUCUGUAUUUGAUGAAUGUCUAAAUUAUGGUGAUGGUUUCUUCUGUUUGAUAGCCAUUGCUAUGUGAUAAGUAUGGCAUGAUUCAUUGUUAGACCGAGUGGAACACUGGAACAUGUUUACUAAGGAAUAAGUGGAGCAGGGGAUCUCUUUUUCUUUUUCUUUUUUCUUUUUGUUGUUGUUGUUUUAAUUUCUUUCUUCUUGCUAGUGUUGGAACAAGUCUUGGAUCGUCAGUUACUAUUUGAAUCUUAUUUUUGUUUUGCUUGCUUGUUCAAUA
Messenger RNA from Dioscorea cayenensis subsp. rotundata (Guinea yam), 1688 nucleotides. RefSeq names its product phosphoserine aminotransferase 2, chloroplastic-like. NCBI's taxonomy places the organism in Eukaryota, Viridiplantae, Streptophyta, Magnoliopsida, Dioscoreales, Dioscoreaceae. Gene Ontology annotation, cellular component: cytoplasm; chloroplast stroma. Gene Ontology annotation, molecular function: O-phospho-L-serine:2-oxoglutarate transaminase activity; pyridoxal phosphate binding. The transcript has a single exon. Bases 84 to 1352 code for a protein of 422 amino acids. The record is from RefSeq and is a predicted model, not a curated record. Gene Ontology annotation, biological process: L-serine biosynthetic process.